UUGGGCUCUGGGCUUUUACGUUGGCGAAUCACAAAGUGUCGGAAUCUACUGCCUUUGUCUGACAAGUCAUCCAUAUAAGCAAGGGGAUCUGCUGCGUAGAGGGGGGCGACGGCUUUUAGAAACGCACACACGGGGAGACGGACUUCAUUCCUGAACCAAGACUCAGGCAACACAUUCAAUUGUAGAGGCAGAGGAAGUCACAAGGCACCCCCAGUGUGUCCAUGUUACUCCUGUCAUCGGUGUGUGUACGCGGUGUGUGUGUGGUUGAACAAACCCGCGGCUUGAGCGACGCAAGGCCACCAGGAUCUGGGAAAUACAAGCAUAACCACAGGACAGGACAAUUUGAAGAAACACAGCGUUUUCUCCUGAUGGUGUUUUUGUGAAACCAUCCCAGCAUCCUGUUUGUUGUCGAAAGAGAUAUUGAUUUCCGUUCGAAAAUUUUGGAGACGAGCUUCGGUCAUGCUCGACACUUGACAAACCCCUACGGUGAAUUUUCGUUGAACGGACUGUUAAACGGACGACAACUUUUUGAAGUUGCCCCUUCGGUCGUUUGGAUACGAGGGGAGAGGCUCACUUUGUCAGAAAACAUUUUCACCAUUUCUUCGCAGUUUUUUAUCUGCAUUACAAACGCGCCACGGCGACUUCAGUUGAUUAUCUGUCUUUUCUGUGCUAUCCAAUGGAUAUUCACUGCAAAGCAGACCCGUUCUCAGCGAUGCACCCAUGGCACGGGGGUGUGAACCAGCUAGGCGGGGUGUUUGUGAACGGCAGACCCCUUCCCGACGUUGUGAGACAGAGGAUCGUGGAGCUGGCGCACCAAGGAGUACGACCCUGUGACAUCUCUAGACAACUACGGGUCAGUCACGGCUGCGUCAGCAAAAUCUUAGGCAGAUACUACGAGACGGGCAGCAUCAAACCGGGAGUUAUUGGCGGAUCGAAGCCAAAGGUUGCUACUCCAAAGGUUGUGGAUAAAAUCGCCGACUACAAGAGACAAAAUCCCACCAUGUUCGCUUGGGAGAUCAGGGAUAGACUGUUAGCUGAGGGGGUCUGCGACAACGACACUGUUCCCAGCGUUUCAUCAAUUAACAGGAUCAUUCGGACCAAAGUCCAGCAGCCGUUCCACCCUUCCCCCGAUGGGACUUCCCUCUCCAAUCCAGGACACACCAUAGUUCCAAGUACAGCCUCCCCGCCUGUGUCUAGUGCUUCCAAUGACCCAGUGGGGUCUUACUCCAUCAACGGCAUUCUGGGUAUUCCCCGCUCAAAUGGAGAAAAGAGGAAACGAGAUGAGGAUGGCUCAGAUGGCUCUGGCCCACACAGUGAUUCUCAGGGUAGUGUGGAGAGCUUGCGGAAGCACCUGCGCGCCGACGCCUUCACGCAGCAGCAGCUAGAGGCCCUGGACCGGGUCUUCGAGCGGCCGGCCUACCCCGACGUCUUCCAGUCCUCGGAGCACAUCAAGCCUGAGCAGGCGCAUGAAUACUCCCUACCGUCACUGAACGCUGGACUGGACGACGUGAAGCCAAGCUUGUCCUCCAACUCCAAUGCAGAGCUGGGACCCAGUGUGUCACAAAGCUACCCUGUAGGUCGAGAUAUGGCCAACACAACCCUACCUGGGUACCCCCCUCACGUACCCCCCACCGGCCAAGGCAGCUACCCAACAUCAACGCUUGCUGGAAUGGUUCCUGGGAGCGAGUUUUCAGGGAACCCCUACAGCCAUCCACAGUACACAACAUACAAUGAAGCCUGGAGGUUCAGCAACCCUGCAUUACUAAUGCGGCAUCAAGAGGCUCCGCCCCUCCCACUGCUGCCACUGCCUAUGACCGUCACUAGUUACCAUGGAAACCCAAUCAAGCAACCGGAUCGGGGCUAUGGGCUCCAUAUUGUGCCAGUGUGAAUGGGCGUGGCCUUUUGGACAAGCAGGCAGCUCCGAGAUUUCCUCAGUACUCACAGAGAGAGAGGAGGGACAUGUUGGGAUUCCAUUGCAAACUUCACAGUCCACCCCCUUGCUUCGAAACCUGCAAGACUGUAAAGAGACUAUAUAAAUAUAUAUUAUGAAAAUGAUAAUAAUAAUGCAAAGAAAGUUUUGUUGGUGAAAGUUAAACAAAAAAAAGCUACAUUUUUUUUCCUGAUGCCUCUGGUUCAUUGUUUUUUUUUUCCAUACAAUUCUUUUCCUUGUCGUUUUUUUAUGGAUGAAUACAUUCCUUUACUUGACUGAUUUCACUUCCUGGAGGAGCAAAGGCAAGUGUUAAGCAUGACAGCAGCCCCCCCUGCCCCCCUCCUGCGCCCCCAAUUCAGCCGUUUUUGUCCCCAAACCUGGCCCCAUCGUUGCUACUGGCCCGACCCGACCAUGUGUGGGCAUUCUGGGGCAGGGGCAGAGGCUUCACCUUGGGCAGCGGCUCGGUGCAUCUCUCCGCCCGAACAGCAUCAAGCAAAACCAAAACCUGCAGCAUGACAAGUACUACUUUUAUCAUUAUGCCAUGAGAAGAUUAUUAGGACCUGAUUUCUGUGAAACACAAUCAGAUGUUCGUUUUCUGUUUUUCUUUUCUUUUUUUAAACAAGAGGACACAUCAAACAUUAAACAAAAAAAAAGAUUGACAAGAAUUAACGGAAACAACACAUCACGGGCACCUGUGGAGCAGUUAAAAAAAAAAAAAGAAACAUAUCCCUAAAUUAUUUUUCCUUUUAUAUUUUUUUCUUUAAUGUAAAAUUAAUAUUAUUGGCAAUUUACUGGGUACUGCAGAUUGCUUGAUGUAUUUUUGCUUCGCUAUACAUUUUGUUUAUGGUGUUGUUUAUAUUACUGGGAUGCAGUGGAUGAUCAGGCAACCUCUGAUUUUGUGUUCUUAUUUUUGCACUAUAUGAAGGGUCGGACCAAAUAAGGUGGUACUGUUCCAAGCAAACAUAACAUUGGUUUCUUUCUUUUUUUUCUAUUUUACAAACACAUAGACCAUUUCUCCAAGAAUAUGAAAUAGCCAACAGUAACAGUUGUAUGGCACUUAUCGCUCCGAAUAUGUUUACAGUUCAUUUUCCACCCACACUAGUUUGUUUCCUUUUGUAGCUUUUUUUUAAACUACUGAUAAAUGUAUUGACAUUUUUUAUUCAAUCCAGUGUAUUCAGUAAAUAAUUAUCAAGCCUGUCCAAUGUAACAUUAAAUGAAGGAGAUUAUUACAGGAUUUUUUUUCCCACACUCACUUUAUAUGUGAGAUUUCACACAUUUCUUCCUGACAACCAUGCCUCGAAUUCAUUUACCUUUCUUUAACAUCUGAUCAUGAAACUUACAUUGAGUGUACUAUUAUUUAACAGUUGAGAGAAUGUAUUUUUACCACUUUUGCCAAAGACUUUAGUUGUGUUAAUGUAUUAUUUACAGUCUUAUGCAUUUUUAACAGUAUUAUGGCAACAGACCUUUUCAGAGUUAAAAUGUGUAUAAAUUCUAUGCAGAGGAAAAUGGGCAUCAUAUGCAUAUUUAACUGUAAGACUACUGGCAGGUGAAUUCUUACAACUAUUUAAAUGUUAUUUUAUGUUUUUUUUGUGACAGUUUGCUGCUUUGUAGAAUGAUUUUUUUGUGUGAAAUGUGAAUCGUUCUUCCCUGUAAAUACAGUUCUGAAAAAAAAAAAUGAAAGAAGAAAAAAAAAAAAAACGCAUCCUGUCUUUCAGCAUCAUCGCUCAUGUAUUGGUCUCUUUCGUAGAUGUACCUACCGUAAGGAUGCAGGAGAGUGAAGACAUAGUUGGCGUCCUUCUAAAAACUUCCUCCGAUCUUUUGUGUCCUCCAGUGUCUUACAGACUGGCGAUAUGUGGUCACUGUAAAACAAACAACACAUAGGUUCAGCUGUUCUCCUUUGUUGUGAUAAUCUGCUCUAAAUCUUUUUUUUUUUGCUUCCCAUCCUCUGUCCGUCCAAAGUUGUUUUACAGUCGCUAUGCAAACCAUAACUGGAUGGGCCCCUACAGCUGUGCCCAUCCCCGAAGACUGAGACAUCUCAUAACCCAGUAGAGAGAUCUUUAUCUCGAAAAAAAGAAAUGAAACCUCCAACGUGAAAUACAAGGCCACUGUAACAUAGCCCUGACAGGAGCAUUCUUUUUGUCACAUCCAUGGUGAACCACACCCAAGCUCUCGCAGUGAGAAAGCCACAGUCACUUCUUUGGACAUAUUCAGCAUACAUACUUUCUGAUUAAUAAAUGUUCAAAGAGACGGACCGUCAACCUAUGUAAUUGUGGUCCAUUUGCAUGCUUUCAUUCAGACAGUUUACACAGGGUGGAACAGUCAGCAUCAUCAGUGUCCAUGGUAAUGGCCAAGAUUCCAGUUCUCACGAGACGAUAUUCUGAUAGACUAACAACCAGUUUAGACACAAAAACACAAUCAGAAGGACUGCUAAAAAAGGACUGCACCCUCAGCUCCUUGCAGAAGGUUUCAACACGAUACACCACGGGGAUAUUCAUCAUUAACCAUCAGACCUUUCCUUGAGAAUGACAUGGUUAUGGUUAAUGACAGGACUAUUUUCUGACCCCAAACGAGAGAUUCCCACUAGAUGCACAUGGUCUACGUCAGAGGCUAACGUGUGUGAAGUAAAGGGGUCCAAUCCAGUCGAAAAAGGUAAAUGUGAAAACGCAAAGAGUCAUGGAUCUACUGUACACUUUGGAUUUGAUGGUCGAGCACUAAGACUGAGUGGAUGCAAUCAUGGUUCAAUUUAUGUUUCAAUUUUUGUGCACAUAAGAAAUAAAUUUUGUAUGUCAUA
Messenger RNA from Clupea harengus (Atlantic herring), 4721 nucleotides. It is a transcript of the gene pax2b, whose product is annotated as paired box 2b. Gene Ontology annotation, biological process: anatomical structure development; regulation of transcription by RNA polymerase II. Gene Ontology annotation, molecular function: RNA polymerase II cis-regulatory region sequence-specific DNA binding; DNA-binding transcription factor activity, RNA polymerase II-specific. The transcript has 11 exons. Bases 677 to 1888 code for a protein of 403 amino acids. Lineage: Eukaryota; Metazoa; Chordata; Actinopteri; Clupeiformes; Clupeidae. The record is from RefSeq and is a predicted model, not a curated record.